UUAUCGCUGGACAUGAAAUCAUUGGUAAAGUAGUCGCCAAAGGUUCCGAGGUGAUAAAAUUCAAUAUCGGCGAUCGCGUUGGUAUUGGUUGUCAAGUUAGUUCAUGCCAAAAAUGCGAAGAGUGCACAAAUGGAUACGACCAACUUUGUCCGAUAAAAACUUUCGCCUAUAACGACGUAUGGAAAGAUGUCAACGGGAAUGUAACAGGAUACCGAGCUCAUGGCGGUUAUGCGGACAGAAUUCGCGCACAAGCCGAAUUCACUUUUCAUAUUCCAAAAGAAAUCAGUUCUGCCGAAGCUGCCCCAUUACUUUGUGCUGGUGUGACUACAUUCACGCCGCUGAAACACCAUAAAAUCGGGCCGGGAAAAAAGGUUGCAGUUUCUGGAAUUGGUGGCCUUGGACAUUUGGGAAUUCAAUGGGCUUCGAAAUUAGGCGCGGAAGUUACUGCUAUAUCGCAUAG
Ambispora leptoticha is the source of this 460-nucleotide messenger RNA. The record is from the annotation of a GenBank genome assembly. Lineage: Eukaryota; Fungi; Glomeromycota; Glomeromycetes; Archaeosporales; Ambisporaceae.